Messenger RNA from Dendrobium catenatum, 2252 nucleotides. RefSeq names its product apoptosis inhibitor 5-like protein API5. Gene Ontology annotation, cellular component: nucleus. The transcript is spliced from 16 exons. Bases 211 to 1836 code for a protein of 541 amino acids. The record is from RefSeq and is a predicted model, not a curated record. Gene Ontology annotation, molecular function: mRNA binding. Gene Ontology annotation, biological process: regulation of programmed cell death. Lineage: Eukaryota; Viridiplantae; Streptophyta; Magnoliopsida; Asparagales; Orchidaceae.
CGAAACAAAAGUAGAUACCGUCUCAUCUGUUUUCCUCCCUCUACCUCUCUAGUUCUUAUACAACCCUCUCCAAUCUCCGGUCUCCGCACUCCAAUCUCGGGUCGCCGCUCCCCUCUCCCCGCUUCCCGGUCCCCCCUCUCCGCUUUCUGCUCUUUGUACUGUCGUUUUCGUUCCACUUCUCUUUGGCCUCCUCCUUUACUUCCUUUAGAAAUGGGCGCCGUCAUCGGCGACGCCAAGGAGGUGGAGAAGCUGUACGAGUAUGGUGAGAGGCUCAAUGAAGCAAAGGACAAGGCACAGCAUGUCAGCGACUACGAGGGGAUUUUAAACGCUGUAAAAAGUGGCAGCACAAAGGCCAAGCAACUAGCGGCGCAGCUAAUUCCGAGGUUCUUCAAGUUUUUUCCGGAGCUGGACAAGCAAGCUAUUAGUGCGCAGUUUGAUUUGGUCGAGGAAGAAGAACUUGCUGUGAGAGUACAGGCAAUUCGAGGCCUUCCUCUUCUCUGCAAAGAUAAUCCAGAUCAUGUUUCGAAGAUUGUGGAUGUCCUUGGUCAACUUCUUGCUUGUGAGGAGAAUGUUGAGCGUGAUGCAGUCCAUAAAGCUGUUUUGUCUCUUUUAAGACAGGAUGUUAAUGCAUCUUUAACAGCUUUAUUUAAGCAUGUUGAGAUAGGCAUGGAAAACAUCCGUGAAAAAGUUAUUGCUUUCCUUAAAGAAAAGGUGUUUCCUCUCAAAGCUGAACUGCUGAAGCCUCAAGUUGAGAUGGAAAGACGUGUCACCGAUUUGGUGAAAAAAAGUUUGCAGGAUGUUACAGGUGCAGAAUUUAAAAUGUUUGUGGAUUUCCUUAAAAGUUUUAGCAUAUUUGGGGAUAACGCUCCUCCAGAGCGUAUCCAAGAACUUAUUGAGGUUAUUGAAGGGCAGGCUGAUCUUGAUGCGCAGUUUAAUGUCUCAGAUGUUGACCACAUAGAUAGGAUGAUUUCCUGCAUGUUCAUGGCUUUACCAAUUUUUGUGAGAGGAGCUUCAAGCAGCAGGUUCAUUAAUUAUUUCAACAAACACAUAAUACCUGUUUUUGACAAGCUUCCUGAAGAGAGAAAGCUUGAUUUUCUUAAGAGUCUUGCUGGAAGUUCACCUUACGCAACUGCACAGGAUUCACGUCAGCUUCUUCCAGCAAUUGUUCAGCUGUUAAAGACUUAUAUGCCUCGGAGAAAAAUUGAAGAGACUAAUUUUAGUUAUGUUGAGUGUUUGCUAUACACUUUUCAUCACUUAGCUCAUAAGACGCCAAACUCUACGAACAGUCUCUGCGGUUACAAAAUUGUAACUGGGCAACCCUCAGAUAGGCUCGGAGAGGAUUUUUCAGAUAUUAAUAAAGAUUUCACAGAAAGAUUGAACUCUACUGAGGAAAUUGUGAGAGUUGCUAUGAAGAAACUAACCCAGGGGAUGGCAGAUCACAACAAGGCAAUCUCUGCAGCUAAGACUGAAGAUGAAAAGGCUAAGAUUAAAGCUGAGCAGCAGAAAGCCACCAAUGGGCUCCGGGUUUGCAACAAUAUACUGAUCAUGACACUGCCAUUGCAUGCAAAAUCUCCUUCAUUUAUUGGUGAUAACAAGAUAAACCCGUCAUGGAAGGAACAUAGAAAAGUGACACCAACAGCAACUGCCGGGGUUAAGAGAACUGUUGGUCCUUCUAGUGGUACGGGUUUGGGUAGUCCUGCAAGUAAAAUGGCCCGUGGUGGAGGCAUGCAAAACCAAAUUGUUAACAGAGCAUUGGAAGGUUUAUCUCAUGGUGGGAGAAGCAGUGGAAGAGGAAGGGGUUUUGGAGGCAGAGGACGGGGAAGAGGUUACCGUUAGUCCCUGAAUCACAAAAUUUUUCAACGAGUUCCGUCAAUCCCUAUUGAUAUCCUUCCUCUCCAUAGAGUCUAUUUUUUACUGUGACGAAUUAUGGGGCUUGUUCUCUUGCUCAUCAGUAAAACCAGGUUAUAUAUCCAGUAUCAGCCUAUAAUCAUCAUGUAUGAUGCCAUGCAAUUCCAUCUUUGAGAAAUCAUCAUGUUCUGAAUUUGUAAUAUUCCAACUCUCAUCCUUUUAUUUUGCUUGCUCAUUGUAGUCGAUGAUAGAAGUUAGUUGUGGAAUUAUUACUUUUAAGUGUGGUUAUUAUUGGUAUUUAGUUAACUUUAAUACUUAUGAGCUUGGAAUAGAGGGAAGUAUUAUGGCUCUGUAAGCAGAAGUUAGCAUGAGCAAGCUGAGUUCAACUUGUAUUUGUUGUUUGA